Messenger RNA from Scleropages formosus (Asian bonytongue), 2035 nucleotides. RefSeq lists its product as uncharacterized. Bases 358 to 1659 code for a protein of 433 amino acids. Gene Ontology annotation, molecular function: protein binding. The transcript has 16 exons. The record is from RefSeq and is a predicted model, not a curated record. NCBI's taxonomy places the organism in Eukaryota, Metazoa, Chordata, Actinopteri, Osteoglossiformes, Osteoglossidae.
AAGGCGCCAUUUUUGUUGUGGCUGUUGUCACAAACGUCUUUUAGGUUUCACUGAAAGAAUAAUGAAAACGUACAGCUAUUACAUUUAUAAGAGUCUCGACAUCUGUACACAAGGAGUAACCAAAAUGUCACACGUGAACUAAUGACUGGAUUUUAAUUGUGCUCCUGUAAAUGUGUGGCUGCUGAAAAUAAUUGAAUGAAAGCAACGCAGUUGCCGUGCAGCCGCGGCUGCCGCUGGCGGACGCCGGUGUGGCUGAUGGAGAGAAGCAGAAGGGAAGCGUCGGUAUGUAGGUGUCGGUAGGUGUCGGUAGGUGUUUACGGAGCAGCGCGGGCUGCUCUCCGCCAUCUGGGCAGGAUCAUGUCCCCCAAAGACCCGCUGCUGAGUGCGCUGAAAGUGUGCAUUCUGAGCCUCACGUCAGAGGGAGGCGUGACUGACUCGAACCCUCAGCUGUCCUCCUGCUGCCAGUUACUGGAACUCAUCUUUCGUAAGGGGCUUCAGCAGCCUGUUCUCGCGCUGGUCCACAGGGAUUAUUGGCACUGCCUGGAGCAGCUGCCCCAGCUGGACUCCUGUGGAAGGCUGAGCCCAAUCUCUUUGGCACUGGAACAGACAUCUGCUUGCAAGAAACUGUUGACACCUCAAGGCAAAGGACGCUAUUUCCUGAGGCUGGCCCUGAAGAGGAGGAUCUUAGGAAGUGUAGUUCAGCAUCUUUUACACACAACCAGACUACUGGAGUGGUACAGUCCAACAGUUUCCAUUCUCAGGAAUGAAGAGUUUCUGGAACCUUUCCUGUCCUUGCUAUUGGUUCUUACAGAGAUGGAAUUCAAACUUGAGGUGGAGAACUGCAGCUUUUUGGAUGAGAGCUGGCUCCUGCCGGUGUGCGAGGUGUAUGAGUUAGUACCAUGCCGGGAACUUGGCAUGGUACUCAGGUACCUCGGUGGACGUGUAUUUGUCCUUGACCUUAUAGAGGGCAGCCAGGCACAGGUGGACAGGUUUGUGCUGCCAGGUGACAUCAUUGACGAGAUCAACGGAGUAUCUCUUAGGAACGCCUCCAACGGACAGGCAGGGGUGGUGUUGGCUCGCUUCAAGGGCUCUCCACUGUCUCUGCGGGUGCUGCGCUGGAGGGCAGAUGAUGGGGCAGUUUACCAGCCCGUGGUCAAGCUGCUGCAGGCGCUCAAGCAGGAGAACCCCUCGCUCCAGCUCAUCUCGCGCCCGCAGCAGCAGUGCAGAGGGGCUCUGCACGGAGAACAGUCCCAGUGCUUGAACGAGGGCCGGAUUGUAUACAUUGUGCAGUUAUUGGGAAAAGCCAACAUUGGAAUGUACGGUGGGAAAGAGGUGCUCCAGCAUGGAAUUCCUCUGGUCCUGGAGCAGAAUCAGCCAAGCAAGACGGUGUUGCUGGACUUAAAGGAAACUCAUGUGACGUGUACUGAGAAGUCUACGAAACUAGAACUGUUUCAGCAUCAUUACCCAGAGAUCUCCUGUGUGGGGAGAUACAGCCAACCAGACCACACCAUCUUUGCCUUCUGUGUUGUAGACUGCCCAGAGACCCAUCAGACAGCUGGGUUCUGCUGCAUAGUACUACAAGCCAGUUCCACUCAGGAGUGUGAAGAAAUAGUCAGUCGAAUUGUCACUGGGUUCAAGCACACAGAAUGGUUUGUGUGAGAUGUCAGUCUACCAGCUGUGCCAGCACCAUGGGACUCUCUCCCACUGUAGUUGCCAAGGGUUUCUGCACAAGUCAGUGAUAAGUAGCCAUUUCUUCUUUAGUAAUAUUUCUCACCCUGCAAUUUUUGUAGGACUGAGUUUGAAUGUCACUAUUGUAAUGCAGUUUUCUAUAAAACAAUGUUAGAUUAUACUAUCCUUGUUAAUUCAGUUGCCUUCCACAUUGACAUUAAGUAGCCUGUUGCUAACUUAGUACCAAAUGUAACAAAGGGUAUGUCAUGCUGUGUAUAAGUGCCAAUUAAAGUAAUUUUUACUACAGUAAUUCCUGGUACAGAACUAGUUUUAAAUUGCUUGUGUAAUUUACACAUACAUUGAGUUA